CCAGCAGGUACAGGAGAUCUGCGAGUCUUCUCCCCGGGCGAGUGGGGAUCAGCCGGUACGAGAUGUACAUCCGGGCUCAGACGAAGCACUCGCCAAGAUAAAUAGUCGCCAUGCCGUCAGCUUGAGGAGAGACUUCUGACCUUCAUCCGCUCAGGAGACACUGCUUCAGUAACUUUACCCUCUACACGUUUCCGUUCAAACUUGCUCCAACAUGCGUACCGCUACCCUCCUCUCUCUUCUGCCUUUGGCAUUCGCUGCUCCAGCUAAGCGGGCCGAGCCAGCCCCUCUCCUCAAGCCGCGAGGGUCUCAGCUCCUUGAGGGCAAGUACAUUGUCAAGCUCUAUGAGAACUCCGCCAUCUCAGCUCUUGCGGACACGAUGAGUGCCUUCGAGGGCGAUGCCGACCACAUCUACGACAUUAAAGGUUUCAAAGGCUUUGCCUCCACCCUCACGCCCGAGAACCUCGAGACGCUGCAGAACCAUCCUGAUGUCGAGUUCGUCGAACAAGAUGCUGUCAUGAGCAUCAACGCCUAUAUUACCCAGACCGGUGCUCCUUGGGGUAUUUCACGGAUGUCCCACAAGACAGGCACAGACACCUACGUCUAUGACGAGAGUGCCGGCUCCGGUACCUGUGCCUACGUCGUUGACACUGGCAUUUACACGGCGCACCCGGAAUUUGAGGGUCGUGCUGAGUUCCUGGCUAAUUACGCGGACCGCUCUGACACAGACGGCAAUGGCCACGGCACACACGUUGCGGGCACAAUUGGCAGUAAGACGUAUGGUGUCGCGAAGAAGACCCAGCUCUUUGCUGUUAAGGUCCUCGAUUCAAGCGGCUCUGGAAGCACCUCUGGGGUUAUCGCUGGCAUGAACUUCGUCGCCACUGAUGUCAAGACCAGGGAUUGUCCCAAGGGCUCAGUCGCCAACAUGUCGCUCGGUGGUGGGUUUUCCACUGCCAUCAACAGUGCCGCAAAGGCUGUGGUCAAUGCUGGUGUAUUCCUUGCCGUCGCAGCCGGCAACGAUAACGAAAACGCUUCUAAUGCCUCGCCUGCUUCCGAGCCAUCUGUCUGCACAGUGGGGGCUACUACCUCCUCAGACGCGCGUGCUAGCUACUCCAACUACGGAUCAUUAGUCGAUAUCUUCGCGCCUGGUUCGAGCAUUCUCAGCACUUGGGUUAGCGGCCGCACUAACACCAUCUCUGGCACCUCCAUGGCCACCCCCCAUAUUGCCGGUCUCGGUGCCUAUCUCCUCGGCCUAGAGGAGAAGAAGACUCCCGAGGAGCUUUGCAAGUACAUAGGAUCAACUGCUAACUCGGGCGUCCUGACCAGCGUCCCAAGUGGCACUGUCAACAAGCUCGCCUUCAACGGAAACCCCAGCGGUUAAGCGCAGUGGCUCAAGGGUAAGAAUGAAGCGCGUUCAUGGGUAUAUCGUGGCAUUAUAUAUCCACAGCUACAUCUAUAGCCUACAUGUAGGAAGGUGGACAUACAUACCUCUAUGCAAGUGUUGGGUUGCUCCUCAGAGUACAAUCCACAUCUGCUAUACGAAUUAGCCGCGACAGAGUAUUAAUUGACUGGCAGAUUGAGUAACUUCUCCC
Hypoxylon fragiforme is the source of this 1589-nucleotide messenger RNA. RefSeq names its product subtilisin-like protein. The record is from RefSeq and is a predicted model, not a curated record. The transcript has 6 exons. Bases 212 to 1378 code for a protein of 388 amino acids. Gene Ontology annotation, biological process: proteolysis. Lineage: Eukaryota; Fungi; Ascomycota; Sordariomycetes; Xylariales; Hypoxylaceae. Gene Ontology annotation, molecular function: serine-type endopeptidase activity.